AUGAGACUGUUGUUUCUCUUACUUAACGCUCUCAUGUUACUUAAAGCAUAUGGUAUUAUUACUGAUGAAACUGAUAGACAAGCCUUGCUGGAGAUGAAGUCUCGAGUUUCUGAAGAGAGAAAAGUUGUCUUGUCCUCAUGGAACAACUCAUUCCCACUUUGCAACUGGAAGGGGGUUACAUGUGGCCGCAAACACAAGAGAGUGACUAGUUUGGACCUACGAGGAUUGCAAUUGGGAGGAGUAAUAUCACCAUCUAUUGGUAAUCUUUCUUUUCUCAUAUCGCUUAAUCUCUCUGGAAACUCUUUUGGUGGUACCAUUCCACAAGAGGUGGGAAAGUUGUAUAGACUUGAACGAUUGGAUAUGAGCUUAAACUUUCUAGGAGGAAGGAUUCCAACGAGUCUGUCUAAUUGCUCAAGAUUGCUGUAUCUUUAUUUAUAUUCGAAUCAUCUUGGAGAAAGUGUUCCUUUAGAACUAGGGUCGUUGAAGAAACUUGUUAGUUUAAAUUUUGGUCGGAACAACCUGGAAGGAACACUCCCCGCAUCUAUAGGAAACUUGACAUCCCUUGUAUAUCUUAACUUUGGAAUUAAUGAUAUACAAGGAGGUAUUCCAGAUGGUAUAGCUAGAAUGACUCAGUUGGUGGGUCUUGAAAUAUCAGGGAAUAAUUUCUCAGGUGUUUUUCCUCCUGCUAUCUACAACGUGUCUUCACUUGAGCUUUUAUACAUGUUUAGUAAUGGCUUUUGGGGUGAUCUGAGGCCUGAUUUUGGUAACUUGUUACCAAACCUUAAAGCGCUAACCAUGGGGGAUAAUCAUUUCUCUGGAGCCAUUCCAACUACACUUCCCAAUAUUUCGAAUCUUCAAGAAUUCGGAACAGAGUCUAAUAAUUUUACGGGAAGUAUUCCUCCGAGCUUUGGUAAACUAAGAAACUUGCAGUAUCUGUCUCUUCUUGGUAAUUCUUUGGGAAGUGGUUCGUUUGGAGAUCUUGAGUUUCUUGGUGCUUUGACUAAUUGUACCCAACUACAAGUGUUAGAUGUUGGUGACAACAAGUUUGGUGGUGACUUGCCUACUUCCAUUGCCAAUAUGUCCAAGAACCUCAACUAUUUAAGCCUUCAAAAAAAUCUCAUCUCUGGAAACAUUCCUCAUGACAUUGGAAAUCUCAUAAGCCUACAAUCAUUUGGGUUGAACGAAAAUAUGUUGACAGGACCACUCCCAACCUCUCUUGGUAAGCUUUUAGGAUUGGGGGAACUAAGUGUCCACUCAAAUAGAAUGUCAGGAGAGAUACCAUCUUCUUUAGGCAACCUCACUUUGUUACAAAGACUUUAUCUGUUCAACAAUAUUUUUGAAGGGACUCUUCCUCCGAGUCUUGGUGAUUGUGUUCAUAUGCUCGAUUUACGGAUUGGCUAUAAUAAGUUGAAUGGGGAUAUACCUAAAAGCAUUAUGCAAAUCCCAACACUUGUUACCCUAGGAUUGUCAAAUAAUUCAUUAUCUGGUUCUCUACCAAAUGAUGUUGGAAAAUUACAAAAUCUUGUUGUGUUAUCACUUGGGAAUAAUAAAUUGUCGGGACAAAUCCCACAGACGUUGGGAAAAUGUCUCUCGAUGGAACAACUUUAUCUGCAAGGAAAUGAUUUUGAUGGAGAUAUUCCAAAUAUAAAAGGGUUGGUGGGUGUUAAAAGACUCGAUUUCUCAAACAAUAAUCUCUCUGGAGGUAUACCUGAGUAUUUUGCAAACUUCUCUUCGUUGGAGUAUCUCAAUCUAUCUUUUAAUAAUUUUGAGGGAAGGGUGCCAGAAGAAGGAAAAUUUCAGAAUGCUACUAUAGUUUCAGUGUUUGGAAACAAGAAUCUAUGUGGAGGCAUUAGAGAGCUGCAACUUAAGCUAUGUCUCGCGCAAGCAACACCAAAUGAGACAAACCAUUCCUCUCGUUUGAAGAAAGUUGUGAUUGGUGUCUGCAUAGGCAUAGCUUUGCUUUUGUUGUUGAUCAUAGUCGUAGUUUCUCUGUGGUUAAGAAAAAGAAAGAAGAAACAGAUUAAUAAUCAGACUUCUUCCUCGUUGGGGGACUUCCAUGUAAAGAUAAGCUAUGGAGAUCUCCGGGACGCGACAAAUGGAUUCUCUUCAAGCAAUUUGAUUGGCUCAGGCAGUUUUGGUACUGUGUUUAAGGCAUUGCUCCCCACGGAAAAAAAUGUUGUUGCGGUGAAAGUUCUAAACUUGCAGAGACAUGGAGCAAUGAAGAGUUUUAUGGCAGAAUGUGAAUCUUUGAAGGAUAUUAGGCAUCGUAAUCUUGUGAAACUGUUAACUUCUUGUUCGAGUAUCGAUUUCCAAGGAAACGAAUUCAGAGCUCUCGUAUAUGAGUUCAUGCCUAAUGGAAGCUUGGAUAUGUGGCUGCACCCAGUGGAAGUCGAAGAGAUUCGUAGGCCCUCAAGAACCUUGACACUUCUUGAAAGACUCAACAUUGCUAUAGACGUGGCCUCUGCUUUGGACUAUCUUCAUGUUCAUUGUCAUGAACCUAUAGCCCAUUGUGAUCUUAAGCCAAGCAACGUCCUCCUAGAUGAUGAUUUGACUGCUCAUGUUAGCGACUUUGGUUUGGCUCGAAUUCUCCUCAAGUUCGACCAGGAGUCUUUCUUCAACCAACUAAGUUCAGCUGGCGUAAGAGGAACCAUCGGCUAUGCUGCACCAGAAUAUGGAAUGGGAAGGCAGCCUUCAAUACAUGGUGAUGUGUAUAGCUUUGGGAUUCUCCUUUUGGAAAUGUUCACUGGAAAACGACCAACCAAUGAGUUAUUUGGUGGAAACUUCACCCUGCACAACUACACCAAAUCGGCGUUGCCAGAGAAAGUCUUGGACAUUGUCGACGUAUCAAUUCUUCACAGCGGUCUCAGAGUCGGUUUCCCUGUGUCUGAGUGCUUGACAAUGGUUUUGGAAUUGGGACUUAAGUGCUGUGGAGAAUCCCCGAUCAACCGGUUGGCGAUGAGUGAAGCUGCAAAAGAGUUAAUCUCAAUCAGAGAGAGGUUCUUUCAAACCAGAAGAACAGCCAGACGUUGAAGUGAUUAUGGUUUCUUCUACAGACUUUGCUACCUAUGAAAUAAAGGCUCGUUCUCAUCAGGCCUAUCUAGCUAAUGUCAUAAUCUCUUCUUCAUUAAUUCGUGUUUUCAUUUUUUUUUUUUUUACCUCUAUGUAAGUGUAACGUACCUAUGCUUGCAGAAUAUUAUCCAGAAAUGCUCUGUUUUUUGGAAGACAAAAUAACGAAAAGAUGUGUUUUA
Molecule: messenger RNA, 3248 nt
Organism: Capsella rubella
Lineage: Eukaryota; Viridiplantae; Streptophyta; Magnoliopsida; Brassicales; Brassicaceae
Product: probable LRR receptor-like serine/threonine-protein kinase At3g47570
Exons: 2
Coding region: 1-3030 (1009 amino acids)
Biological process (GO): protein phosphorylation
Molecular function (GO): ATP binding; protein kinase activity; protein binding
Source: RefSeq, a predicted model, not a curated record